CAGUAUUCUCAGUUCACUGUAGUUUCCCUAUUAUUAUUUUUAAGAACUGUUUUCUUUCUUAAAAUUCUUAAGGUUUAUUCAGAGUCCAUUUGUCUGUGUCACAUACAGCUAGACUUAUAAGAAAAUUACAAUAAAUUGUCAUAAAGACAUUAUUUUAAUGAAGUUGCCACAGUUUAAUGAACACCCCCCCACACACACACACACUAUGUCACUAAGGGAACUGAAGUUCAGUGGUUCAUCUGGAAAUUCUGAUGGUGAGAAAAGAUCACUGGAUACAACAGAAGAGAAACCUAUACAGGACUAUAGUAUGGAUUCAGAGCUUGAGAAGUAUUAUAACAAGACGAUGGCCACUGAGGACAGCACUGCUGCCACUCGGAAUUCAGAUUUCCCUGCCUGGGAUGACUACAGAGGCAGCGUAGAUGAUUUACAGUACUUUCUGAUUGGGCUCUAUACAUUUGUGAGUUUUCUUGGCUUUAUGGGGAAUCUACUUAUUUUACUGGCUGUUAUCAAAAAGGGAAAUCCGAAGACUACAGUGAACUUCCUCAUAGGAAACUUGGCCUUCUCCGAUAUCUUGGUGGUGCUGUUUUGCUCACCUUUCACACUGACCUCUGUCUUGUUGGAUCAGUGGAUGUUCGGCAAAGCCAUGUGCCAUAUUAUGCCUUUCCUUCAGUGUGUGUCAGUUCUGGUUUCAACUUUAAUUUUAAUAUCAAUUGCUAUCGUCAGGUAUCAUAUGAUAAAGCAUCCCAUAUCUAACAAUUUAACAGCCAACCAUGGCUACUUUUUGAUAGCUACUGUCUGGACAUUAGGUUUUGCAAUCUGUUCUCCCCUCCCAGUGUUUCACAGUCUGGUAGAACUUCAGGAAACCUUUGGCUCAGCGUUGCUGAGCAGCAGGUAUUUGUGUGUUGAGUCGUGGCCAUCUGAUUCAUACAGAAUUGCUUUCACAAUCUCUCUAUUGCUGGUUCAGUAUAUUCUGCCUUUAGUUUGUUUAACUGUAAGUCAUACCAGUGUCUGCAGGAGUAUAAGCUGUGGAUUGUCCAACAAAGAAAACAGACUAGAAGAAAAUGAGAUGAUCAACCUAACUCUCCAUCCAUCCAAAAAAAGUGGGAACCCGGCAAAACCCUCCAGCAGCCAAAAGUGGAGCUAUUCGUUCAUCAGAAAACACAGAAGAAGAUACAGCAAAAAGACAGCAUGUGUGUUACCUGCUCCAGCAAGACCUUCUCAAGAGAACCAUUCGAGAACAGUUCCAGAAAACUUGGGCUCUAUCAGAAGUCAGCUCUCCUCAUCCAGUAAGUUCAUCCCAGGGGUCCCAAUCUGCUUUGAGGUGAAACCGGAAGAAAACUCAGAUGUGCAUGAAAUGAGAGUCAAGCGUUCUAUCACCAGAAUAAAAAAGAGGUCUCGCAGUGUUUUCUACAGACUGACCAUACUGAUACUAGUGUUUGCUGUUAGCUGGAUGCCACUGCACGUUUUCCACGUGGUAACUGAUUUCAAUGAUACCCUUAUUUCAAAUAGGCAUUUCAAGCUGGUGUACUGCAUUUGUCAUUUGUUAGGCAUGAUGUCCUGUUGUCUUAAUCCAAUUCUAUAUGGAUUUCUUAAUAAUGGGAUCAAAGCAGACUUGAGAUCCCUUAUACACUGCCUACAUAUGUCAUAAAUCUCACUGUUUACUAAGGAAAGAAUAAAUGUUGAGAUCAUUUAAAAUAUA
Messenger RNA from Nannospalax galili (Upper Galilee mountains blind mole rat), 1699 nucleotides. RefSeq names its product neuropeptide Y receptor Y5 (gene Npy5r). Gene Ontology annotation, biological process: G protein-coupled receptor signaling pathway. The record is from RefSeq and is a predicted model, not a curated record. Gene Ontology annotation, cellular component: neuron projection; plasma membrane. NCBI's taxonomy places the organism in Eukaryota, Metazoa, Chordata, Mammalia, Rodentia, Spalacidae. The transcript has 2 exons. Bases 158 to 1648 code for a protein of 496 amino acids. Gene Ontology annotation, molecular function: neuropeptide binding; neuropeptide Y receptor activity.